Messenger RNA from Capsicum annuum, 2149 nucleotides. Its product is annotated as sugar transport protein 8. The coding region runs from base 303 to 1778 and encodes 491 amino acids. Gene Ontology annotation, molecular function: monosaccharide transmembrane transporter activity. The record is from RefSeq and is a predicted model, not a curated record. Gene Ontology annotation, biological process: monosaccharide transmembrane transport. The transcript is spliced from 4 exons. Gene Ontology annotation, cellular component: membrane. Lineage: Eukaryota; Viridiplantae; Streptophyta; Magnoliopsida; Solanales; Solanaceae.
AACGAGUAAAAAUGUGUUCCACAAAUUAUGCUAAGUAACAGAAAAAGGUUAAAUUUGACAGUAUAAAUAUGGCAUUAAUUUGGUAGAAAAUAACAUCAUUCCAUUGAAUAAACUUAACUGGAGAGACCGAGGCAAAGAUAAAUCCAAAGUUCUUUGUCUCUCCUCUCCCAUAUAUGUAGUCUAUAUGCUGGUCUAUAUUAAAAUACACAAAAGAAAAAAAUAGAGCAAAGACUAAAGCUACGUUAAUAGAAAAACCAGUUUUAUCUUAUUAAUACAAUAACAAAAACAUAAACAAAGCAAAAAUGACAACAUCAAUUCAAGCCCCCAACCAUAAGAUCACAGUCUAUGUGGUAUCAUGUUGGAUCUUUGCGGCCUUUGGAGGGCUUAUGUUUGGUUACGAUAUUGGUAUUUCAGGUGGAGUAUCAGGUAUGGAUGAUUUCUUGAUAAAGUUCUUUCCAAAUGUAUAUAAGAGAAAACUUAUCGCAAAGGAGAACAACUAUUGUAAAUACGACGAUCAACUCCUCCAACUAUUCACCUCAUCUUUGUACCUAUCAGCAUUGGUUGCUAGUUUCUUUGCUUCCAAGGCCUGCUCAGCUUUGGGCCGUAGGCCUACCAUUUUCAUGGCUUCAAUCUUUUUCAUUGCUGGGGCAAUUUUAAGUGCUGCCUCCGAAUACAGAUGGAUGCUCAUUCUUGGUAGAAUUUUGUUUGGUGUUGGUGUUGGCUUCGGAAAUGAGACUGUUCCCCUGUUUUUGACAGAGGUAGCACCAAUCCAACUUAGAGGAGCAGUGAAUAUUAUGUUCCAACUUUUUGUAACAAUAGGAAUAUUCAUUGCGAAUCUGGUGAAUUACGGCACAUCCACAAUGCACCCCCACGGCUGGAGAGUGUCACUUGGCCUUGCUGCUGUCCCUGCAGUUCUUCUGCUCAUCGGUUGCUUUGUUAUCACUGACACUCCUGCCAGUCUGAUUGAACGUGGCAAGGACGAACAAGGCAAAGCUGCACUAAAGAAAGUUAGGGGAGUUGAUGAUGUUGAAGCUGAAUACAAGGAAUUAGUUGCUGCUUGUGAACAAGCCAAGGAGAUUAAACAUUCGUUCAGGAACCUUAUGAAGGGUGCCAGUAUCCCACCACUUGUUAUUGCUAUACUAAUUCAAAUCUUCCAGCAAUUCACUGGAAUUAACGCCAUUAUGUUCUACGCACCUGUGCUAUUCCAGACCAUGGGAUUCAAGUCCGAUGGUGCUCUUCUGUCCUCCGUCAUAACUGGACUUGUUAAUGUUGGCUCCACCUUUGUUUCCAUCUUUGCUGUUGACAAGGUUGGAAGGAAAAAAUUGCUCCUCCAAGCUUGUUGCCAGAUGUUGAUCUCUCAUCUGGCAAUUGGAAUAAUAUUGACAACCAGUUUGAGAGAGACAGGAUCAUUGAACAAGACAUUGGCAACUGUAGUGGUGGUUUUUGUGUGCACAUUUGUCAUGGCAUUUGCGUGGUCAUGGGGACCCCUAGGAUGGUUAAUUCCCAGUGAGACUUUCCCAAUGGAGACAAGGACAGCCGGUUUCGCCUUUGCAGUCAGCACAAACAUGCUCUUCACCUCAGUAAUCGCUCAGGCGUUCUUGACAAUGCUCUGCCAUAUGCAGGCAUACAUUUUCUUCUUCUUCUCUGGCUGGAUCGUCCUUAUGGGAGUGUUCGUCAUCGUCCUUUUGCCAGAAACCAAGGGAGUCCCAAUUGAAUCAAUGGUUGAUACUGUCUGGAAGAAACAUCCCGUAUGGAAGAAAUGUUUCAAGAAUGAAUGAGUCAAAGGGUGCUACCAAAUGGCUUAAUAAUACAAUUUUCAACGUCUACUAUAUAACAUAAUUGAUACUUAUGUGAUAUGUAUAAUUAAUCCCCUCCACCUACCCUCCUAUGUUUAAAUUGGUUUUGCAUUCUUUGGUUUGUCAUUUAGCGCUUUGACGUAUGGCAACUAUUGCCAACAAUCCCUAUCCUCCUAUCUGUAAAUUUUUUUCCCUUUUAUAUAUCGUAUUAGUGCUCUUAUCAAGACCAUUGAAUGAACUUUAAUUUUGGUUCAUCCAGUGAGUUUUGAAGAGUACUGGCUUCUAUUAUUAUAUUUUCCUUUCAUGAUAAUACCUUGUAUUUUUGUUGUUUUAUAAAUUUCUCUGUUUUGGAA